CUACAUGAAUGACGCAUCUGCAGACACAAACGAUCUUUUCUCGUGACGCAUAUUUCGCGCGAAACUCGGUUUGGAAAGCUGGAAAGUGAAAGUGGACGAGUUAGCGAUGAGUAAAAAAGACAACGGUGCGUCUCUCAUCCUUGCCUAUUUGAAUGAGAAGAACCGGCCGUACAGUGUCCAGGAUGUCUUCUGUAAUCUACAAAAGCAGCAUGGAUUUGGCAAAACUGCCGUGGUCAAAGCCAUGGAGCUACUGGCUCUCGAGGGCAAGAUAAAGGAGAAGACGUACGGCAAGCAAAAGAUUUAUUUUGCCGAUCAGGCUCAGUUCAAAGAUGUAAGCGAAGCGGACCUGAAGGCGAUGGACUCGCAGAUCUCAGAGCUCGCUGCCGAGGCUCAGUCCGUCACACAGAGCUGCAAACAGUUAGAUGCAGAGCUGAAGGAGCUCAACAGCUCCUUGACAACCGAGGAAAUGACGUCAGAGAUCCAGGAGCUGAAAGCGGAGUGUUCCGGGUACAGAACGCGCUUGGAGAAGAUAAAGUCGGCCACAAAUCACGUCACACCUGAAGAGAAGGAGAAGGUUUACAAAGAGCGGACGGUUUACGUGAAAGAGUGGAAAAAGAGGAAGCGACUGGCUUCAGACAUGAUGAAUUCCAUCUUGGAGGGAUAUCCCAAGAGCAAAAAGGAAUUCCUGGAUGAAGUCGGAGUAGAGACGGACGAGGACUGUAAGGUGGUUGUUCCAAGUACCUAAGGAACAAGGAAGCGCUUGUUCGCCUACUCGCUCCCGAGCCUCAGCACAUUGUUUUAUCUAUAAUUUCUUUUGAACAAGUAAUGAGUGGAACAACAGCUUUUUUUAAUUUAUAGUAUAUUUAUACGCCAUGUUGAAAUGAAAAUAUUUUUUAUUAUGGCUUUCGGAGGUUUAUAUUCUUUGUUGUUCUGAUUACGUGUUUUGAAAACUAAAAAAAAAGAGAAAGUAAUAAAGUAUGGACAGUUUUUCAUGACUUAAA
Molecule: messenger RNA, 1001 nt
Organism: Scophthalmus maximus (turbot)
Lineage: Eukaryota; Metazoa; Chordata; Actinopteri; Pleuronectiformes; Scophthalmidae
Gene: psmc3ip
Product: PSMC3 interacting protein
Exons: 8
Coding region: 107-745 (212 amino acids)
Biological process (GO): meiotic strand invasion involved in reciprocal meiotic recombination; homologous chromosome pairing at meiosis; meiotic joint molecule formation
Cellular component (GO): condensed nuclear chromosome; DNA recombinase auxiliary factor complex
Molecular function (GO): double-stranded DNA binding; recombinase activator activity
Source: RefSeq, a predicted model, not a curated record